Messenger RNA from Marmota flaviventris (yellow-bellied marmot), 1655 nucleotides. It is a transcript of the gene Hpca, whose product is annotated as hippocalcin. The record is from RefSeq and is a predicted model, not a curated record. NCBI's taxonomy places the organism in Eukaryota, Metazoa, Chordata, Mammalia, Rodentia, Sciuridae. Gene Ontology annotation, molecular function: calcium ion binding.
AUGACUGUGUGACAUGAAACAGGUGACCUCCCUUCAAUGAACCUGCCUUCUCAUCUGAAAAAUGGGGCAAAUUCUGACUUCCCUUCAGGAGGGUGAAAAGAUGUGCACUCUUGAAGGCACCAAGAAGGGUCUGUGUAAAUAUGAGUCCCCUUUCCUUCCUCCCUCUCCAGCUCGGUUCCUAGAGAAGUGUAAUGUCUAGGGAAACGGUGUGGAGCAUGUCACAGAGGCCACAAGCCUGGAUGCAGGCUGUGUGACCUUGGGCCAGUUCCUCUCUCUUGUUGGGUCAAAGGAGGGGUUGAGGUGGCUGGUGUCUGGGGGCCCUUCUGGAAUGGUUACAGGUGACCAGGAGGUCCUGACCACUCCUCUCUGCCCCUUGACCCCCUUGGGGACCCAGGUGGGACUUGGCUCUUCGGCCAUGGGCAAGCAGAACAGCAAGCUGCGGCCGGAGAUGCUGCAGGACCUGCGGGAGAACACGGAGUUCUCAGAGCUGGAGCUGCAGGAGUGGUACAAGGGCUUCCUCAAGGACUGCCCCACAGGCAUCCUCAACGUGGACGAGUUCAAGAAGAUCUAUGCCAACUUCUUUCCCUAUGGCGACGCCUCCAAGUUCGCGGAGCACGUCUUCCGCACCUUCGACACCAACAGCGACGGCACCAUCGACUUCCGGGAGUUCAUCAUUGCGCUGAGCGUGACCUCGAGGGGCCGCCUGGAGCAGAAGCUCAUGUGGGCCUUCAGCAUGUACGACCUGGAUGGCAACGGCUACAUCAGCCGGGAGGAGAUGCUGGAGAUCGUGCAGGCCAUCUAUAAAAUGGUUUCGUCCGUGAUGAAGAUGCCGGAGGACGAAUCGACCCCGGAAAAGAGGACUGAGAAAAUCUUCCGCCAAAUGGACACAAACAACGACGGCAAGCUGUCCCUGGAGGAGUUCAUCCGCGGGGCCAAAAGCGACCCGUCCAUCGUGCGCCUGCUGCAGUGCGACCCCAGCAGCGCCUCCCAGUUCUGAGCGACAGGAGCCAGGCCCCUCUCCUCCCUGCCUUCACCGGCCCCAUCCCGGCUCUCAGCUUCCUCUCCUUUGUGUCUAUCCAGGCUGGGGGCCAGACUGGGGACUCCCACCCCGGGUCUGCACUGUGGGGGGCCCCUGGAAAAGGGAAGCCUGCAAGUAAGGGCCCAAGUAAGCAAGCCGUUAGCAUUCCACCGUCCAAGAAAGAGCUCCCUUUGGUGAUGACAGAGAUACCUUCUCUGACUUGGUCUGCUCCUCCGAGUCAGCCCGCCCUUAGCCAGACAGCCCCACCAUCUCCCACCCUCCCAUGUCUCUGAGGCCAGGCACCUCCAGACCUGGGAAGUGCUCCCCCUCUGGUAGGUCUCAGACUGGGUAGAGGUUGGGGGUCAAGUCCAGGUGAGGAGCCUAUUUGUUUGGAGGGAAGAGAAGGAUUCCAGGGUUGUUGAGGGUUCAGGGUUGUGGAGGUUUGAGGAAGAAGAUCCUUUAAGUUACUCUGCCCUGCAGGAGGGCUCCAACCCUUCCUGCCCAGUUCUUGGAGGCCGUGAUAGGGACGCAACACCUCCCAGGAUUCCAGCAGUAGCUGUGGUCCCAUAAACCCUGGCUACCUUUGAGCUCUUGGAUGGACACAGCUAGACACAGACCACAGAUCUACCCCUCUGUA